Molecule: messenger RNA, 5381 nt
Organism: Stomoxys calcitrans (stable fly)
Lineage: Eukaryota; Metazoa; Arthropoda; Insecta; Diptera; Muscidae
Exons: 10
Coding region: 158-5011 (1617 amino acids)
Biological process (GO): neurotransmitter receptor transport, postsynaptic endosome to lysosome; neurotransmitter receptor internalization; regulation of AMPA receptor activity
Cellular component (GO): AMPA glutamate receptor complex; postsynaptic density membrane
Molecular function (GO): channel regulator activity; voltage-gated calcium channel activity
Source: RefSeq, a predicted model, not a curated record
GUAGUUGCAGCAUCAGCAUCGUUGUUCGUUAUUAGUUCCUGUGGUCUGGACUUUAAGGCGGUGGCUACAAUAACGGCAACAACAACAACAACAGCAACAGCGACAAGUGGGGUGGCUUUGGCGACCAAGUGGGAGAGACCAAGAUAAACAGAAAAUUAUGCGCGAUUAUCCUUCAGUGCCAAAUGUUUUUCGUGUGGCAUCCUUGCACAGUGUUGACACAGACCCAGCAGUUGUUGCCUUUGGCACAAGUGGCGAUAUAAAAAAGCCAAAUGCUAAUUUGUCCAUAGGGCAGCAGUUACGGCAGCAAAAAAACCAACAGAAACAAAAGCAACAGCACCAGCAAAAUGGCAAUAUUGGCGGUCAACAACCCACGUUAGUGAAGACCAGCAAUUCUUCUGCAUCGGCUACAAAAACUCCAGCUGUAGUGACAACUGCAAAUCAUGCCACAAAGGCAACAGUGACAACUUCAGCAAAGUCGGCCACCACAGUGGCAACAUCAUUAGCAUCAUCUCCUACCAGCGUAUUGAAAACGUUUGGCAAUUCUAACACCACCACCAACACCAAUAAAGAUGUCGACAAUAUUAAAAUGCAUAAUCAUGACUUGCAACAGCAGCAACUGCAACAACAGAAACGCCAUCAGCAAUACACACUCACUACUCACGCCUCCAUAGAGCGACCCCAUCGCCAAUAUCUGGACACAGCUCAACUGUAUUUGCAGCAGUCACCUUAUGCCACAUUGCCGAGGCAUAACAACACCACAUUCGCAUUGCAAUCAUCAUCGUUGACACCACAUUCAUUGGCUAACAGCAAUGACAGCGACAACAACAUUCUCCACGAGCCACAACAACUAAAACAGACCACUCUUAGACAUCAUAAUUCUGGAAAUUCCUCCAUCAGCAACGGCUACAAAACAAAUCCUAUCAGCACCUCCACCAAUAAUAACAGCAACAACAUUGUGACAACAACCUCAACUAUAGUCACAGCCACCACAGUUGCAAACACCAACCGUCAUAGCUUGGAGACAAAAGCCAACUCAAGUCCUAAUGAGAACACAAUGAUGGGUGUUAUAAAUACAAUUUCCGGCAGCAUACCGGCCACUGGCUUUCCCCUGGACCAUGGCAGCAGCAACAAUAACACAAAGUCAAGUGGAGGCCUAAAAGCUGCUCAAAUGGUUGGGGGCAUGAAUGGACGAACAAUGUCUGUGGGUAGUGAUCUAAAUGGCAGUAUGAAUAAUUCAUGCACUAAUCUCAGUAAAUUGAAUGGUCUUAGCCAGCAACAGCAGCAGCAUCAGCAUCAGCAGCAACAACAAAGAUAUCAACAACAGCAACAACAAAAGCUGUUGCAAUCAACCACUGGCCAGCAACAUGACUUUAGACAAGGACCUACAUCUGCGGGCAAUCUAGACGAGUUCACUCCUUAUCGUCGGCCAAUGGCAUAUCCUUGUACGUCUACAACAGAGCGUAACAAUAGCGGAUAUUUAUGGAUAGUUACACCUGUUGCUGCCAGCAUUUCUGUGGCAAUUGUCAUUGCAGCUUUAGCCGGACCUCAGUGGCUCUUUACGGAAGAGAAACAACCGAAUUCGAAUUACAAUGGCACGGCCAACUUUAAUGUCCUGGAUGAUGGAGCCUUCAUUACGCGUUAUACCAAAUCCAGUCUAUGGAUUAUCUGUUCAACGGUUCAGGGCAAGGAUGUGGAGACUUACAACUGCAUUAAAAUUGACUACUUUUCCAAAGAAGGCUACCAUCCUGAUCCUCACGAUUCUGCAUCAGCAAUACCAUAUACGGUGACCAAGUCAUGUCCUUUCUUUCUGGCUUCGGGCAUUGUGCUGCUGUUGAGUUUCAUUGUCUUUCUGAUACCAACCUGUUCACAUCAAAAUAAUUUAUAUUACUUUAGUGCCGGUAUUAUGUUCAUUGUAUCAGGCUUGCUGAUGCUCAUCGGUCUGAUCGCUUACAUAUCCAUACUGAAGGCGGAAAUUGGGUCAAAGUUGCGUCCAAGGUCAUCACUGCAGCCACCCAUGUUUAAGGUUACCUACGGUCAAAGUUUCUUUCUGUUUGUCUUCGGCUUCAUUGCCACCGAGUUUGUGGGUCUGCUGAACAUCUUCCUCUAUAUCAGUCUGCAGGAGGUCGGCUAUUACAGUCGCUUGCCUUGCUUCAGCAUCUCAAAUCUCCAGGAGAAGAUUAGGGAGGGUGAAAAUCGCCACAACUAUCACAAAAAGAACACCUACAAGAGCUACAAACAUGAAAUGGACAAAAAGCCCAUAGAUCGCAAACGCCACAGUCAGCAGAAUAAAAAACACCAGGUGCGUGCACAGGAGCUUGAACUCGACACAAAGAAAUUGCUCAAAAAUAUGUCACAAAUGAGCCGAGUGGAAGCAGUGGCGGCAGCAGCAUCCGGAAGACGUAUACCCACAGAUAUAUUUGAUAAAUUUACAGAUGUACCAUAUGCAUGUCGCAAACAUCCCAAUGGCUUGGGCUCAACCAUGUAUCUCAAUGAGUUGGAAAGAAGAUACUAUUUCGAGAAGAGUACAGGGGAACCAGGCACACUGGCAAAUAAGUGUAAUUUACACUCAAAAAAUCUGGCAAAAUCUCUUAAUGAACUUUAUCUGGAGUCCACAUUGCCACCGCCACCACCAUCGACCAUACGCAUGGGUGGCGCCGGGGGGUUGCAACAGCAAAAGCAGCAGCGGCAACAACAGUUACAUCAAUUGCAAAUACAAACAUUACCACGGCCGCCACAACAAUUUAGUGAUCCACCGCAAGAAUUUCCCUUAACACGCAGUGUAUCCACCACCACUGAGAUUUAUGCUACCCAUCACAAUGUGAGCUUUGCCGACGAUUUAAGUGAAAACCAAACAGCGAUAGCGACAGCAACUGCGAAGUCAUCCAAUAAAACUUCUUCUGCUUCGCAGGAGCAAAGGUACAACGGUGGCAAUCGAAGACGCAAUGUGGCUACCAACACCAUGUACGCCAACAACAGUGAUACAGAAACUCAAACAAAUGUUGUCGAUGGCAACCACCACCAACAGCAGCAGCAGCAGCAGCAACAACUUUACAACACCAGGAAAUUCUUGCAACAGCAGCAAUUACAACACAACCGAGCUGAUGGCAAAAACCAGCAUCGCCUCGUCCAUCAUGGUGGUGAUGAUGACGAUGCGAGGCGGCGAGAAAACGCCUACGGUGACCACCACAAUGGCGUUGAGGAGGACAUCGAUGCCGAUGAGGAGCAGCCUCAAAAACUAUGCGGCCUCAGGCGAGGUAUUCGCAAAACCAAAGAUGAACUUUUCGAAGAGUUCUGCAAGAGGGCUGGCGUACGUCCAAAACCCAAAAAUAUUUACUACAUUGAAAAUGACGAUGAUGUUGAGGAGGUAAACGUCGCCGAUGCAGAUGCCUCCGAUGAGAGGCACAAAACCUCGAGAUCGAAAAAUAACAAUCCAAGACUAUUGGAAGCCGCCCCAAGGAAGUUCCAUGGCAACCAAAGUGAAUUUCGAGUCGGCAGCAAAUCUAGGGAAAAUAAUCGCUCCUAUCUGGCUGCCGGUGGUGUCCUUGAUGGCAACGUUACGAACGGCCCUAAUGAUGAUGUUGGGUUGACGCCCAACAUCAAUGGCUCCAGGGCUGGCCACGAUGAUGACGGCGAUGAUGCAGCCGAUUCUCUACUCACAGCCACUUUGGGUGGCAAUGGUGGCGACCACGACGACGAAGAUGACGAUGAGCAUGGCUUUAAGAAAUUGACCGAGAAUGAAGACCAUUUAUAUGUGAUUGAUGACAAUAUUCAUCUGAUGCCUCCCUCGGCGGCCAUACGUAAUGGGCGAAGAGCUUCGAUGUAUGUGGAACCCAAUCACAUGAGACGUCUCAAUUCGAAUUUGUCACUGCAUGCACUCUAUGCACCCCUGCCAGUACAAAACGGUCUCUAUGAUUAUGAGUCUCCAACAGCGGCCACGAGUAGCAAUUAUGCAGGCUUUGCCACAGUUCCUGGAACGCAUUAUGCGAUGACACGCGAUGUUUAUGGAGGUUCACAGAAUCGUUUGCACCAGCAGCACUAUCAUCAUGCCGAUUAUCAUCAGCAACAACAACAGCAGCAGCAGCAGCAGUACCAGCUACAGUCAAUGUAUCAAAGUCGAACCACACUGCCAAGGACUUUGGUGAAACGUAAUGCUGAUUCGCAGGACAGCAUUGCUUCGGCGGUGAGUGCAAGUCAAUUGCACAACUUGUACAGUAGUAGCGGCAGUCAGCAACGUUUGACGACACUUAUGAUGCAACAUCAGCAACAACAACUGCAAAUGCAACAAAAUCGCUAUUUGAGCCUCUCCAGAGAGCAGGAAGUCUACAAUUCACGUUAUGGUUUGCACAAGUCAAAUGAGGAACUAAAUCGGCAAUAUAUUCAUCCACAACAGCAACAGCAACAGCCGAUCUAUUUACAAAUGCCGCAUCAAAUGCAGUAUACGCAGCAGCCACCACCGCCACAGCAGUCAUCCACUUUAAAGCAACAACACCAACAGCCUAUGGUCCAAUGGCCAACAGCCAUACCUUCAUCACCUAACAGUUUGCGUUUAUAUGGUGGAGUUGGUGGGGGUGGUAGUGGUGGCGGUGCUGGGGGUGGCAUUGGUGGUCCAUCUGCGGCGGUUGUUUCCUCACAAAAUGGCAAUCAUGCCAUACUAACGCGCUCCCAAAGUAGAGGUGGCAAUGGCACAGUUGGAGCCAAUGGUCCUUCAAAAUUCCAAAGAGCUUAUGCCUUCGAUGAGCAACGUCGACCGAGUGUUAUGGUCGGUGAUGCCUUCGAUUUAGAGGAAAUAGAACGUGAACGCAGACGUUCUCAUGCCAGUCUUUUUGCUGGUAUGACAGCCAUGGGUGGUGGUGGCGGUAGUGGUGGCAGUCCUGUCAUGAAAACAAAUGGUCCAGCCUUGGCUUCUGUAAGUAUUGCCGUGGGCGGAACCGGAAUGGGAGUUAUGGGCCCCCAAAAAUCCAACAACACUAAUCGUGACCAUUAUGAUAUGAUAAAUGGUACAGCUGUAUAAAGAGAUGGCGAUGAUGAUGUUGCCCGAAGCUGCUACUGCUUAACCCAGUCGCAUCUUCCUCAAUGAAUAUUUUAAGGUUUCCUAACCGCAAAAACACAAACAAAAAUCGGAGCACUGCAUUUAAUGGGAACUGUAAGUUUGCAAUUCCCAUGUCAAGUUCGUUAAUGUAACAGGAAUAACAGGACUCUGCUGUAACUCACAUCAUAUGAAUCGGAAAUUUUAAUUGUAAGCCAACUAGAGAAUGGAAAACAAAUAUUGCACUGCCAUUAGUGUUAGCCAGAGAAAAUUGGCAGCAAACCUACAAAAACAACAAGUAAGGGUAAAUUUUAUCCUCCCAUACAUAGAAGUUAAGGUAUUUACUUAGGGCUGC